This is a messenger RNA of Adineta steineri, 1917 nucleotides long. The record is from the annotation of a GenBank genome assembly. NCBI's taxonomy places the organism in Eukaryota, Metazoa, Rotifera, Eurotatoria, Adinetida, Adinetidae.
AUGUCUACUAACCCGAGUGUGGAUUUACUUUCGCCAGUAAGUAUGAGACGUUCAUCAAGCGAUGUACUUUUAAAACAUGUAACAUUAUUAAAUGCCCAAACUCAAAAAACAUUAUCGAAACUAACAAUUCCAAAAGUACUCGUUCUUUACACAGGUGGUACAAUUGGUAUGAAAGUAUUACGUAAUGCCUAUGAACCCGUAACAGACUAUUUACCUGAUGCAUUACGUGAUAUGAAUAUUAUGCAUAAUGUUCAAUUUGCGGAAACAAUGAAUGUCAUUGAUCCAGACAAAUCUUUUCUUUAUUUACCACUUGCAAAUGAAGAAUGCAUUGCAUAUUAUAUAAAAGAAUAUGUUCCAUUACUUGACUCAACAAAUAUGACAUAUGAUAAUUAUAUACAUAUUGCUCUUGACAUUAAAGAAGUUUAUAAUUUAUUUGAUGGAUUUGUCAUUCUUCAUGGUACUGAUACAAUGAGUUAUACAGCGGCAGCUCUUUCAUUUAUGUUUGAAAAUCUAUCAAAACCGGUGGUACUUACAGGAUCACAAAUUCCUAUCUUCGAAACACGAAGUGAUGGUCGAGAUAAUCUUAUUGGAAGUUUAUUAUUAGCUGGACAAUAUCGUAUACCGGAAGUUACGAUUUAUUUUCGAAAUCGACUCUAUCGAGGUAAUCGUGUAACGAAAACUGAUUGCGAAGGUUUAAAUGCAUUUGAAUCAUAUAAUUGUCCAACAUUAGCAGAAUUUCGAACUAAAAUUCAAGUUAAAUGGGAUAUAGUAUUUGAUCGUUCAUCUGAUGGUCCAUUUAAUGUUCAUACAAAUUUAAAUCGAAAUGUUUCACUUCUUCGUCUUUUUCCUGGUAUAACAUAUUUAACAAUGCGUCAAUUUCUUGAACCACCUAUUCAAGCUGUUGUUUUACAAACAUAUGGAGCAGGAAAUUUACCAUCAAAUCGACCGGAUCUAAUUGAAGAAUUACGAAAAGCAGCUGAACGAGAUGUUCUUAUUGUUAAUUGCACACAAUGUGCGAAAGGAAGUGUUUAUUAUGCAUAUGAAAGUGCAACAGCGUUACAAAAAAUGGGGGUUUGUUCAGGAUCCGAUAUGACAAUUGAAGCCGCUUUAAUGAAAUUAUCCUAUGUUCUUGGUAAAUAUUCAUCUGAUAUGAAAUUAAUGAAAGUAAAAAUGGCUGAGAGUUUACGUGGUGAAAUGUCUGCAAGUUUAAAUAAAGUUGUAUGUCCAACAAUUAAUCUAACUUGGAUAUUAAAUACACCCAUAGAUCAAUCAGAUGAGGAAUCAUUACAAUUUCGUCAAUCUUUAUUACCUUGGUUAGUUGCAACAUGUGCUCAAGCAGAUGAUAUAGCUACUCUACAGAAAAUACGACAAGCACAAGCUAAUAUUAAUUUUAAUGUCUUAUUACCAAGUGGUUCAAUGCCACUUCAUGUUUGCGCUAAACAUAGUGCCUUAAAUUGUGCGGAAUUAUUACUUCGUUUAUCUGCCGAUGAUCAACCUAUUGUUAAUGAACCUGAUCAAGUUGGUUUUACAGCACUUUUUUAUGCAAUCCUUCAAGAGAAUGAAGAUAUGAUUGAUUUAUUAGUUGGAUAUGGAGCGAAAUUAACAUCUACAUUAAAACCAAGUGAAAUUGGAAUGUAUUUAUGUAAUUGUGUUAAAAAUAAUCAGUUUAAUCGAUUAAAAGCCUGGCAUAGAGCAGGUGCGGAUCUUGAUCAAGCUGAUUAUGAUGGUCGAACACCACUCUUAUUAGCAGUCAGUUAUAAUUCUCUUGAAUGUGUUCGUUAUUUACUUGAGAAUGGUAAAAUUGAUAUAUCAUGGUCUGAUAGUCGUGGCAUGACACCGAUGCAAAUUGCUAAACAGCGAGGUUUUGAUAGUAUUGUACAAUUACUUUCAGCCUAUGCAAAUGAGCAAUCAAAAUAA